AUGGAUUACUACUUGAACCCACAGCAAGUCAUCUGCAGUUCUCUACCAGAGUUGCUAAUCGGAGACUGGGGAGAUGAAACGACUAAAGACCAUAAGCUUCGCUGGUACUAUCAAGGCCAAUUGGCUGAAUGGACUGAUUUCAACCUCGAUGUUGAUCAUUUCUUCAAGGCCCUCAAGGAAGCGUUCGAGGAUUGCAGAUUUGUGAUGAGUGACAACUCGCCGGAUAUCCUUUUGUUCAAUCCAUUCUUUCCAAGUAUAGAACACACUCAAGUUGGCGCAGAAAUUGAUCUCGAUGGUCGAUUCAAAAGCAACGUACUCGAGAAGGUCGCUAGCGUUCUCAAAAUCAUCCAGUAUCCCGAAUUUUUGGACAAGAAAACUGCUUUGAAUUUACCGACUCUCCCAAAAUCGAUGAGUUAUGGGAGCCAAAAGAUCUUCAACUUCAAGGACAAGAAAGCGCAGAACUCCGAGCCGGAUAUCAUCUUUAAGAUCCCAGGCAUGGGAGAGGUGGGACAGGAAGUUCGGCUCCUGUGUGAACUCAAGUCAUGCAGCACCGUGAGUAUUCACGGGAUGAUCGAAGAUGUGAGAAAAGAUCCUCGGCCCCCAGUGAACCGCCGCAGAAGCACCUUCCGCAAUCUGAUCGGCCAGGCUGUCCGGGACAUGCUAGCAUGGGGGAUCAGGUAUGGAGCUGUCUCUACCUACAACGAGACAAUCUUCUUGAGACUUGGCGAAUCAACGACCAAGCCUGGCGAGUACCGUGUCUACUACACACGGAAGCCCCUUUUGUCAUCAGACAAAGUGCAGUUCGACACCAACGGCAACAUAUCCGAAGAUGAGGAAGACAAGGAAGAGGAGGAAGAUGAGGAAGAUGACGAGGACAAUGAUUCAGAGAGCAGUGGGGAAAUUGUAGAAGGAGAGAAAGGCGAUGACACGUACAUCGUUCUCUGA
Molecule: messenger RNA, 945 nt
Organism: Boeremia exigua
Lineage: Eukaryota; Fungi; Ascomycota; Dothideomycetes; Pleosporales; Didymellaceae
Exons: 2
Coding region: 1-945 (314 amino acids)
Source: RefSeq, a predicted model, not a curated record